Molecule: messenger RNA, 1227 nt
Organism: Trematosphaeria pertusa
Lineage: Eukaryota; Fungi; Ascomycota; Dothideomycetes; Pleosporales; Trematosphaeriaceae
Exons: 2
Coding region: 1-1227 (408 amino acids)
Source: RefSeq, a predicted model, not a curated record
AUGCCUCCAAAGCAGUCCGGAAGGGCUCGAAAGCAGUCCAGUGAGCCUCCAGAGGAUACCGCACCUCGAAAGAAGCGCGGUAGGCCGCCUAAAAUAGCGGGCACAUUCUUAGCGGCAGGCACAUCCUCUAAAAAGAGCGGCGUUCGACGUUCGGCCCGCCUUAAUCCUGAAAGCCCUCAUCUUCCUCCAAGAUCUCCCUCAGCCGGCGCAGAAGAAGUCCAGGAUGCCGACAUGCUUGAUGUCAUUGAUGAAGAGGGUGAAGAAGCUGUUUCCCAGUCGUCUCCGCCAACCGGAGGAGCCCGAGCAAACGGCAACGAGAGAUCUGGCUUGAACCUGGGAGGACGAUUUCACGAAACGGCCUUCUCAGGCUUAAGCAACGAAGAGUCCGAGAAGGGCUUUACAGCCCGAGCCUGCUAUUCUCCUGAAAAUGGCAACGCCUCCGACGCUGAGCCAGAGGUGGCGGAUGUCGUGGCUUACGAUACUGCCAGCGUCGAAGACGAAACAGACGAACUCCUAUCCGAUCGAUUCCGUAGACGUACUUCAACUCCUCUUGCUUUCAGAACAGCCCGACUAGAACGCAAGUCCACCUCGGUGGCUACGAGACAUACCCCAGUGGUGAGCAGGAUGGAAGCUGCGGCCGGGGGCGCCGUCCGAGGCGAGCGCCAAGUCGUGUACAUCAGCAGCGGUACCGAAACCGACACCGAUACAGACACCGACAUGGAAAGGGAGAGCGCUGUGUCAUCUUCCUAUGCGCGAAAGAGAAGAAUGGAAAGGGAAGAGGAAGCCCUUCCGCGAACUGACCCAGCUCACCCUCGAUGCCGCCUUUCAAGACCUCCCAACGCAACCGCUGAACUUCUGGCUCGACAUCGGCACCCUCAUCGCACCGGUCGCCCCCAUGCCCACGAGCAGCAACGCCGACAUGUACGGGUCCGACGUGCAAGUCAUGCUGACGCUGCAGCGGCGCGUGAAGCAGGAUUGGCUGCGACGCGCGGUGAUGAUAAUAUUCUUCUACAUUGCGAGCUCUCGCAAUCCUGGCGACUAGAUAACAUUCUGCGACCGUGGAGAGGGGAAGCGCAUGAAGCGUCUGACAGACAACGAUAUCGUGUCGGUAUACAACAAGUGGGUGUUGGCGCCGUUAGAGCGGGACGAUGCGGUGCUGCCUCCGGUUGUCGCGUCUGGAUCUGGAUCUCAUGCGUCGCCACGGACGCCGCCGAACAGCGGACGUAA